AUGUGCUGGUGGAAAGUGAUGGCAGCCCUUUUGCUCUGCUCACUGCUGCUCAGCCAGACCCAGGGCAUGCCCCAGCCCCAGCCCCAGCCCAGGCUCGCCAGGCAGCGGAGGAUGACACCCUUCUGGAGAGGAGUGUCCCUGAGACCCAUCGGAGCCUCCUGCAGGGACAACAGCGAGUGCAUCACGAUGCUCUGCAGGAGGAAUCGCUGCUUGCUCAGCGCAGCCUCGGCGUGA
Molecule: messenger RNA, 234 nt
Organism: Acanthisitta chloris (rifleman)
Lineage: Eukaryota; Metazoa; Chordata; Aves; Passeriformes; Acanthisittidae
Gene: LEAP2
Product: liver expressed antimicrobial peptide 2
Exons: 3
Coding region: 1-234 (77 amino acids)
Biological process (GO): antimicrobial humoral immune response mediated by antimicrobial peptide; defense response to bacterium
Source: RefSeq, a predicted model, not a curated record